This is a messenger RNA of Closterium sp. Naga37s-1, 4459 nucleotides long. The record is from the annotation of a GenBank genome assembly. Lineage: Eukaryota; Viridiplantae; Streptophyta; Zygnematophyceae; Desmidiales; Closteriaceae.
CAAGAGUGUGCAGUUCAGCACGAUGAGUGCGCACGAGAUAAUGAAGAGCGCGGAGGUGCAGAUAUCAGAGAGGAGUCUGUACCAGCUGCCAGAGCGCAAGCCCACGCCCUUUGGCGUGCUCGACCCUCGCCUCGGAACGACGAGCAAGAAGGGGGAGUGCUCGACGUGUAACGGCACGCUGCAGGACUGUGCGGGGCACUUUGGGUACAUCAGGCUGGAGCUGCCGGUGUACCACAUGGGGUACUUCAAAGUCAUCCUCCUCGUCAUGCAGUGCAUCUGCAAGAACUGUGGGCGGAUUCUGCUGAGCGACGAGGAGCGGCGGCAGUGGCUGAAGAAGUUCCGGCACCCACGGGUGGAGGUGCUGCAGAAGAAGGCCAUGGUGAAGCGCGUUUCAGAGCGGUGCAAACGCACCAGGAUGUGCCACUACUGCGGAGACCACAACGGCACUGUGAAGAAGCUGACUGGCACGCUGAAGCUCUCUCACGACAAGUUUGGCAAGGAUAUGGACGCCAAGGGCACGGUGAAGAAGCUAACGGAAACACUCAAGCUGUCCCACGACAAGUAUGGCAAGAACAUGGACGCCAAGGACGAGGCGAUGGCAGUGCACGGCACGCUCAAGCUGUCCCACGACAAGUACGGCAAGGAUAUGGACGCCAAGGAUGAGGCGAUGGCAGUGCACAGUUGCACGCUGAAACUGUCUCACGACAAGUACGGCAAGGAUAUGGAUGCCAAGGACGACGUGGUGCGGCGCAUGGAGGCAGCGGUGGAGGUGAACAAGGAGAUAGCGCAGCACUCGAGCAAGGUGGCGGAUGACCUCAACCCCGUGCGCGUGCUGUGGCUGAUGGAGCGGAUGCUGGAUGAGGACUGUGAGCUUCUGGAUCUCUACUAUCGCCCCGAGCGUCUCAUAGUAACACACCUCUCAGUGCCCCCGGUGGCCAUCCGGCCGUCCGUGGUGAUGGAGUCAGCAGCAGGGAGCAACGAGGACGAUGCCACCAUGAAGCUGGCGGUGAUCAUAGAGGUCAACAGCGCGCUUCGAUUGGGCAUUCAGAAGGGGCUGCCCAUGCCCAACCUCGUGGAGAACUGGGACUUCCUUCAGCUGCAAGUGGGGCUCUACAUCAACUCGGAGCUCCCAGGCCUGCCGCUGGCAGCGCAGCCAACGAAGCCGACGCGGGGGUUCGUGCAGCGGCUGAAGGGCAAGCAGGGGCGCUUCCGACAGAACCUGUCGGGCAAGCGCGUGGACUUCAGCGGCCGUACCGUCAUCUCCCCCGACCCUAAUCUCAAGAUCUCCGAGGUGGCAGUACCCAUGCACAUGGCGCAGCUGCUGACAUUCCCCGAGGCGGUGAGUCGGCACAACAUCCACAAGCUGCGGCAGCUGGUCAUCAACGGCACCGCCAAGUACCCCGGCGCUAACUUUGUACUCUACCCCAACGGCAACAAGUGGUUUCUCAAGUAUGGAGAUCGCAGGCGAGUGGCAGCAGAGCUCAAGUACGGGGACAUAGUGGAGAGGCACCUGGAGGAUGGCGACAUGGUGUUGUUCAACCGCCAGCCCAGCCUGCAUCGCAUGUCCAUCAUGUGCCAUCGGGCGCGGGUGAUGCCAUGGAAGACACUACGUUUCAAUGAGAGUGUGUGCAAUCCGUACAACGCGGAUUUCGACGGUGACGAGAUGAACAUGCAUGUGCCUCAGACCGAGGAGGCCAGGACUGAGGCGCUGCUGCUCAUGGGGGUGGAGAACAACCUGUGCACGCCCAAGAAUGGGGAAAUCCUCGUGGCCUCCACUCAGGACUUUCUCACCUCCGCCUUCCUCAUCACCCGCCGAGACACCUUCUAUGAUCGAGCCUCCUUCUGCCUGCUGUGCUCGUACAUGACGGACGGGGCCAUGCAAGUGGACAUCCCCACGCCCGCACUGCUCAAGCCCAUCGAGCUCUGGACGGGAAAGCAGCUGAUCGGCGUGCUCGUGCGCCCCUCCGCGCACGACCGCAUCUUUGUCACGCUCGGCGUGCCCGAGAAGACCUACACCAAGAAGGGCGGGCCCUUCUGCGUGAAUGAUGGGUUCGUGUUCUUCCGCAACAGCGAGCUGCUCUCGGGGCAGCUGGGGAAGGCCACUCUAGGCAACGGCAGCAAGCAGGGGCUGUUCGCGCUGCUCAUGCGCGAGUACUCGGCUCAAGUGGCUGCCGUUUGCAUGAACCGACUCGCCAAGCUCAGUGCGAGGUGGAUAGGCAACCACGGCUUUUCCAUCGGCAUAGACGAUGUGCAGCCGUCCAAGCAUCUGUACGCGGAGAAGCAGAGGGCCGUGGAGGAGGGGUACGACGCCAGCCUGCGGCACAUCCAGGCGUUCAACGAGGGCCGGCUGACGCUGCAGCCCGGGUGCAACCCGGCUCAGACUCUCGAGGCGAAUAUUACCGGCGAGCUGAACCGGAUUCGAGAGGAAGCCGGGAAGGUGUGUCUGCGGGAGCUGCAUUGGCGCAACAGUCCGCUCAUCAUGUCCCAGUGCGGGUCCAAGGGGUCGCCCAUCAACAUAUCGCAGAUGGUGGCCUGUGUGGGCCAGCAGUCCGUGGGCGGCAAGCGCGCGCCCAAUGGGUUCCUGCACCGUUCCCUGCCGCACUUCCCCCGCCACGACCGCUCGCCCCAGGCGAAGGGCUUUGUGGCAAACUCAUUCUACAGCGGACUCACACCCACCGAGUUUGUGUUCCACACCAUGGGAGGCCGAGAGGGUCUCGUUGACACUGCUGUGAAAACAGCAGAGACGGGGUACAUGUCACGGCGGCUGAUGAAGGCGCUGGAGGAUCUGUCAGUGGCGUAUGACGGCACGGUGCGGAACGCGAGUGGAGGCAUCGUGCAGAUGCGGUAUGGUGAUGAUGGCAUGGACCCCGCCCACAUGGAGGGGAGUGACGGAGGGGCUCUGAAUUUGGACCGCACAUUCACCACGUGCCAGGCCCUACGCCCCAUGCGCAGCGACCCCCCGCUCUUCCCCGACGAGAUGCGCGCGCACAUGCAGACAAGAUUCGCCGCCCCAGAGUAUGCCGACCCAGAGUCAGAGGGCGGCUGCUCCACUCGGUUCCGAGACUCGGUACUCGGCUUUCUGGACAAGCAGCUGGGGGCGAUCGAGGGGACAAGGCGGCGACUAGGGAUACCGGUUACCAAGGAGGAGGCGGAGAGAGGAGGGAGGGAGGGAGAAGGGGAGGGAGGGAGGGGGGAGGGGGAGGGGGAUGCUAUGGAGGUGGAGGGGAAGGAUGGGAAGGAGGGGGAGGCGAGUGUGGGUACUGGGAAAGCGGAGGGGGAGGGGGAGGGGAAAGGGGACGGGGAGCGAGAAGGCGAGGGGAAGAAGGAGGUGUUGGAGAGAGGGGUGGCCGAGAAGGUGGCUCGGAACCUGUGUGGGGUGACAGCCAAGCAACUGCAGCUAUUCCUGGACACAUGCAUUUGCCGCUACCAGUCAAAGCGCAUGGAGCCGGGCACAGCAGUGGGGGCCAUCGGGGCACAAUCCAUCGGCGAGCCGGGCACACAGAUGACUCUCAAGACCUUCCAUUUCGCCGGUGUUGCUUCCAUGAACGUGACCCUGGGAGUGCCGCGAAUCAAGGAGAUCAUCAACGCAGCCAAGAACAUCAGCACGCCCAUCGUGACAGUCAAGCUGGAGACGGACAACGAUGUCAAGGCCGCGCGCAUUGUGAAGGGCCGCAUCGAGAAGACGACGCUGGGGGAGGUGGUGAAGAGCAUGAAAACCGUGCUCACUCCCAGCCAGGCUAUGCUCUCAAUCCGCCUGGACAUGCAUCGAAUCAGCGCUCUCCAGCUCCACAUCACUGCCUACACCGUGGCCGACGCCAUCACAACGGCAUCGCGCCUCCGCAUGAAGCUGAAGGCGCAGCACAUCCGCGUGGUGAGCGCGGACAAGCUGCUCGUGUACUCGCCCGAGCAGGACCGCCGCCAGCUGCUCUUCUCGCUGCACAGCCUGCGGAAGAAGCUGCCGCAAGUGAUGGUCAAGGGCAUCGCGAGUGUUGAAAGGGCUGUUAUUAACGACCUGGGCGGAGGGAAAUACAACCUGCUGGUGGAAGGGACCAACUUCGGAGCAGUAUUGGGGAUAACAGGAGUGGAUGGGUGCAAGACAAAGAGCAAUCACGUGAUGGAGGUGGAGAGUGUGUUGGGGAUAGAGGCUGCGCGGUAUGCCAUCAUGCACGAGAUCAACUACACCAUGGGGUCGCACGGCAUGACCAUCGACCCCAGACACAUGAUGCUGCUCGCUGACGUCAUGACCUACAAGGGCGAGGUGUUGGGAAUCACGCGGUUUGGCAUAGCCAAGAUGAAGGACAGCGUGCUCAUGCUGGCAUCGUUCGAAAAGACAACGGACCACCUCUUUGAUGCAGCCGUGCACGGGCGCAAGGACGAGAUUGAGGGCGUGUCCGAGUGCAUCAUCAUGGGCAUCCCCAUGCCCGUUGGCACAGGGCUGUUCAAACUGAAGCAGAAGUGA